Messenger RNA from Diospyros lotus (date-plum), 2088 nucleotides. Its product is annotated as probable flavin-containing monooxygenase 1. Gene Ontology annotation, molecular function: N,N-dimethylaniline monooxygenase activity; flavin adenine dinucleotide binding; NADP binding. The transcript has 5 exons. NCBI's taxonomy places the organism in Eukaryota, Viridiplantae, Streptophyta, Magnoliopsida, Ericales, Ebenaceae. The coding region runs from base 101 to 1669 and encodes 522 amino acids. The record is from RefSeq and is a predicted model, not a curated record.
UGCGCCAUCAUUGUCCUAUAUAUACAUAUACAUUGGAGGAUGGUGGCUAAAGUGUUAGCUGUGAAUUCGAAGCCGCCGGAAAUAUCUGACCGGUUUCCAGAUGGAGAAGAAGGUGGCCAUCGUCGGCGCCGGAGUCAGCGGCCUUUUGGCCUGCAAGUACGCGCUCUCCAAGGGCUUCCGUCCCAUCGUGUUCGAGGAGGAGAGCAGCAUCGGCGGCGUCUGGACCGCCACAUUUCGGACCACCAAGCUGCAGACGCCCAAACCCUUCUACCAGUUCUCGGAUUUCCCCUGGCCGGAGUCGGUCACGGAGCUCUACCCGGAUGGCCGGCAAGUUCUUGAUUACAUAGAGUUGUAUGCUCGUCACUUUGAUCUGCUCCGGCACGUUAAGUUCCGGUCUAAGGUGUUGAGCGUCGCUUUUGAAGGACCGCCGGAGAAGGAGAUGGCAGCCUGGGCGCUUUGGGGCGGCUCCGGUGACCCUUUUGCCUCUAAAGGGAAGUGGAAUAUCACCGUCCAACACACUGGAAACCUUUCCACAGAGGUUUAUCAAGUAGAUUUUCUAAUCCUGUGCGUCGGAAGGUUCAGCGGGAUUCCGAACAUUCCAGACUUCCCGUCCGGCAAGGGCCUGGAAGCGUUCGACGGGACGGUGAUCCACUCCAUGGACUACGCCGCCAUGGAUGACGCCGCCGCUCAGAAUCUCGUCAAAGGGAAGCGCGUCGCCGUCGUCGGCCUCCAGAAGUCGGCUCUGGACAUCGCCGUCGAGUGCUCUUCUGCCAAUGAGGCGGACGAUCGUCGUCUUCCCUGCACGGUUAUCUACAGAACAGAGCACUGGAACGUGCCGGAUUAUCAGCCGUGGGGAGUUUCGAUCGCGUAUCUGUAUUUGAAUCGCUUCUCCGAGCUCUCCGUUCACAAACCCGGCGAAGGCCUUCUUUUCAGUGUCCUCGCAACAUUACUCACUCCGGUGAGAUGGGGAUUAGCGAAAUUCAUGGAAACACACAUCCGCCGCAAACUUCGUCUUUCCAAGUUUGGGAUGGUGCCGAAGCACGGGUUUUUGCAAGAACUGAGUUCUUGCACGACGUCGACGGUGCCGGAGGAUUUCUACGAUAGGGUGGAGAAAGGAAGCAUCCGGUUGAAGAAAGCUCAAAAUUUCAGCUUCUGCAAACAAGGCAUUCUGGUCGACGGCGAGGACGAAGCUCUAGAGAUGGACGUCGUCAUUUUGGCCACCGGCUUCAAAGGCCUCGAAAAGUUGAGACGAAUCUUCGUGUCCCCAACCUUCCAGGAUUGCAUCGCCGGCUCUCCUGAUAUAGCUCUUCCAUUGUACAGGGAAUGCAUCCAUCCGAGGAUUCCACAGCUGGCGAUAAUAGGGUUCUCGGAGAGCAUAGCGAACCUGUACACGUCGGAGAUGAGGUGCCGGUGGCUGGCGGAGCUGCUAGACGGGAAGUUCAAGCUGCCGAGCAUCGUAGAGAUGGAGAGAGAUGUGGCGGAGUGGGACAAGUACAAGAAGGAAUACUCGGGGAGAUACUUCAGCAGAUCAUGCAUAGGAGGGCUCCACAUAUGGUACAAUGAUCAGCUGUGCAAGGACAUGGGAUGGAACCCUAGGAGGAAGAAAGGGUUCUUGGCCGACUUGUUUCAGCCUUAUGGCCCCAUGGAUUAUGCUCAUCCUCAUUUUUGAGACCUCUAACUCUCUCUCUCUCGCUUAAGUUUUCUCACUUGGAAGUUGAAAGAAAAUCCUUGCAAAAUGAACAGCUUGAAAGCAACGUUUAGAAAAGAUAAUUUUGAUUUGAGUGCUUCGUAGAACCACCAACAAAAGCAAAAGCAAGAGAAGCCUGUUACGGAAUUGACAAAUUAAUUAAUGUUUGCCAGCUACGACAAUUUUAGACUUCCAUCAAUGCCAGCCUCAAGACAUCUCGCUUGCAGUCUAGAACUUGCACUUGCAAGCUAUUGCGAAAUAAUAGAGUUUCUUUGUUUACGAGUAUUUAGUGUAUUCAUUAAUUAAUCUCUCGAGUUUAGAGAUAAGGUUUGCCCAAGUUAUCCUUCUAUUAAGUGAAAUUAUAUCUCUUUGUAGUGAUUACUGACUACCAAGUAGCAUAA